Lymnaea stagnalis (great pond snail) is the source of this 1732-nucleotide messenger RNA. The record is from the annotation of a GenBank genome assembly. Lineage: Eukaryota; Metazoa; Mollusca; Gastropoda; Lymnaeidae.
UUUUUAUGUGUAUAAAUUAUUUGUAUUAAUAUCGUAUUGCUAUGUAUGUUAUUGCUAUAUAGGCGAAUUUUUAACAAAAUUAUUUAUUGUUCUUUGGUAAAUUACACAAACUUUUUUCGAUAUCCGAAUGUUUUAAUUUCGAUUUUGUUUGGUAAAAAACAGAUAUACAUUUUAUAAAAAUAAAAAAAAUAAUAAUUGUUAUCUUAUUGUAAAAGUUUCUGUAAAUAAUAGUAUUAAAUUCAUUUAAAAUAUAACAAGUAAUUGUAGGACACUAUAAAUAGGACAUUAAAAAUAUACAGGGCUCUUCCCGGAUUUAAAACCUUUUCAGGUUAAAAUAUUCGUUGUAUUAUUUCUAAAUAAAUGCAAUCAAUGACGUGCCUAAUAUCUGCAUUCAUGCCAAAAGGAAACCAUAACAAAUCAAAAACAAAACAAAAUUCUAUGAAAAGAUACGCUAUAUCAGCAUCAAUUCAAGACUCUGUAUGGUUAAAGAACUUUAAAUCUAUAACUGUAUUACAUAGUGUUUGUAGUGUAUUUCUUUCUUUAUUAUUAUUAGUUAUUAAUAUUUUUUUUUUAAAUUAUUUUUUUUGUGUUUGAUGGUGGGAGUUUGGGGCAAUGUCUUUUUAACAAUAUAUAUAUAUAUAUAUCUCUCUUUCUAUUUUAUAUAUAUAUAUAUAUAUAUAUAUAUAUAUAUAUGCAUUUUUAUUGACUACAUUAUAAUGGUUAUCUGGUGUUUUUUUUUUCUCAGAGUCUCAUUUUUAUUUUAAUUAACUUCUUAAAAAUGACAAAGAGAUCUAAAAACAUUACUCAGCUCAAAGAAAGUCAGAUCAGUGUAUGUGCAGCCUGCAACCAUCUCCGAGUGAUCUGCAGUUGUCGAAGAGGCGCAUUCUCAAGUUUAAUCAAGCGUACACGGCAUCAGUGGGACAUAUCUAAAGGUGUGUCAAGCUGUGGAGUUUAGUUUAUCAUUAUUAUUUAUACAAAUAAAAAUUAUUUGCUUUUAAUUCAAAAGUCAUCGCAAUUGUUAGGAAUACCGCGAAAAUGACAUGUGGUAUGUUGAUGUUCAUAAUUAAUUAGUCAAAAAUAAUGGGCGCACAAAUUUGCAUAAAUAUUGACAGUUUCUAUUGCCAUAAUAAACUAACCCACACUGUCCUAUUUUAUAGUAAACAAAGUUGUUUAAACAUAUUAUGCUUCUGUUAAAAUAACAACUGCAUUAUAAUUAAAUGCAUUAAUUAUUACUUUUUUCGGCAUAUUUAAUAAAAUUGUAUUCUAUAAUAUGUUCCCCAAACCAAACAAAGAAACCGAAUAUCAACAAUCUGUGGAUGACUUGGAGUCGGACUUGGAGGACUACCAUUUUUGCAAGAAGUACAAACACCACAAAGAUUACGUUCCAGUAUCUCGAUUCAACACAUCCCAUCUUCCAGAGGAUCUCAGACACCCACUGGUCUGUGUAUGGCUGAGAGCGUGUGCGCGCCUGGUUGUUAAACUCAAACUUCGUCAUAAUAAGGUAGCGACGGGUCGAGUCAGUUUCACUCCGUUUGACGAGGGGAAAAGUGAGAAAUGUGAUGACGUUCAUUGCGAUUAUAAGACGGUGGUCGGCGCCGUCCAUAAAGUACACGGAGGCAUUACCAUUAUCACCAAUAAGCAUGUGGUCAGUUCUGAUGACGAGGCAGCUGUUGCACGAGUACACUUCUUCUACGACAGGAAAGAACAAACUGUUCAAUUUAAAGAGCUCGGG